Molecule: messenger RNA, 1623 nt
Organism: Daphnia magna
Lineage: Eukaryota; Metazoa; Arthropoda; Branchiopoda; Diplostraca; Daphniidae
Product: D-beta-hydroxybutyrate dehydrogenase, mitochondrial
Exons: 5
Coding region: 127-1098 (323 amino acids)
Molecular function (GO): oxidoreductase activity
Source: RefSeq, a predicted model, not a curated record
UUUCAGUUCUCAGACAACAAGGCGAAUGGCGUGUUGUACACUAUUUAGCGUGCGCUUAUUUACGCUAUUUAGUUUAUUCGUUUUCUGUUCAAACGUUUUCGAUUGAAAUACGUACACACACGAAAAAUGUACGAAUUUCUUUUGUUGAUUGUUACUGUGGCUUUCUUAAUGUACAAGUUCGUCGAACAAGGUGGAUACAAAAAAUGUGGACCAUCUGGGAAAAGUGUAUUGAUCACUGGUUGCGACUCUGGCAUAGGACUAUCGAUGGCCAUCACUGCUGAAAAGUUGGGCUUUCACGUCAUAGCGACUUGCUUGGAUCUCAAAGGAUAUGGGGCUAACUACAUGCAACAAAAUAAUCCAAAUAUUUUCCUCGUUCAGAUGGAUGUUACCAAGCCAGCCGAGAUUGAAAAUGUUCUGCAAACAGUUAAUGAAAAUCUACAGAAUACCCAAACAGCUCUAUGGGCUCUCAUAAAUAAUGCUGGUGUCUUGGUCUAUGGGCACUUCGAUUGGCAGUUGGAUUAUCAAAUAGAAUCUCAGGUUCAAGUUAAUUUUCUGGGUAUCUUGAGAGUCACAAAGGCAUUUCUACCACUGAUUCGACGAGCUAAAGGUAGAAUCAUCAACAUCACAAGCGCCAACGGCAACUGGUGCCUACCGGGUUUGUCCGUCUAUUGCGGUACGAAACAUGCAGUAGAAGGAUUUUCUAAUACUCUCCGGAUUGAAAUGAGGCCUUGGAACAUCAAAGUUAUACUCAUUAAUCCUGGUAACUUGCCCGGUAGUACUCGAAUUUUGUCGGCACAGGCGCAACAUGCAGAAGCCAUGAAAAAUCAUUUUGACGAGGAGCAAAAGCAAAUGUAUGGCGAAUAUUUCGAUCUUUUCCAGCACCACUUGCAAACUAAUUUUGCGGCUCCAAAUCUUAAUAGGGAUCAGCCGCUGAACGACGCACGGUUAAAUAAAAUGCUGGAGUCUUCGCUUUUGUUGGAAAAUCCACGUCCUUACUACGCGGAUAUAGACCUUGGAUUUCGAAUGUUUAUGUUAGUAACAAAAUUCUUACCGACCUAUUAUGGCGACCGUCUGAUUUUGAAGAUGUGGGGUAACUGACGUUUUGUCCGUCAAAUGAAGUUUAUUAUUAAGAGCAGUGGGAAAUACCAGCAAAAACACAAUUCAAGAAUGAUUAGACAGUCAAAAACAUUUCGCUGACGCCGUAGGGCAAAGAAAAUCGAACAACCUAAGUGGCAAAGAAAAUUUUGAUCAAAUAACUCAAACGCACGUAGAACUGUCGGUAAUACAAAAAAAAACUCAUUAGGACUUGUAGCUAAACAGUUGGGAUUGUCCUCGCCAUAGUUUGAGACGAUCAUGAAGAAAUAAGCGAACGGAUCAUCCUACAGAAAACAAUAAUAAUAAUUUGAUUGAUCAACAGGAUGAAGUGAGGCUUAGAAUUUUUUGCAUACCCAUAGAGGUAGAAGAAGAAAGAUAAUAAGUAGAAUGCCAACUUAAUCCAGCCUUCCCGUUGACAUUUGGAUAGUACAUCUUGAUUCAUGAUGUUUGUUGGGUCAUAUAAACCAGCCCCAGUCAUCACAGGUCUAUUUAAGUACCUGAAGAAUAAUAAAACAAGAUUCCAUAUUA